UCCUGCUACGUCCUCCCUGCACACUGAAAUGCAGCUGCGCCAUUCCUCCUUUGUCCAUUGAAGAGAGCGAAGCGACUCACAGCGGAAGGACGUCUUCGCAUCUUGGCCAUUAAUCGCGCCGCUAGUCGGAAACAACGUUAACUUGCAUUAUUUGCAGUUUAGUUUUGACGCUAAGCUAACGGACCGAGCAGAAGCUUCGUUCGUUAAUUUGGCCGUGCGAGUGUAUUAUGAGCGACGCGAAUGGUAGCAGCAAUCUUGAGUCCGCCAUAGAGUCAAGCCCUCAGAAGAAAAUCAAAAUGGAAGACACUAAAUAUCUGCCGGAGCUCCUGGCCGAGAAAGACAGCCUGGACUCAUCGUUCACGCACGCCAUGAAACUCAUUUCUGCAGAGAUUGAGCGGAUUCAGAAAGGUGAAACCAAGAAAGAGCCAGAGAAGGAAACCUAUCUGGACCUGUUUGCUACGAAGAAUCUCAAACUAAAAGAGCGGGUACUCAUUCCUACCAAGCAGUACCCGAGGGUCAACUUUGUUGGUAAACUGCUAGGACCUCAGGGCAGCACAAUCAAGAGACUCCAGGAGGAGACCGGCGCCAAGAUUUCAGUCCUGGGUAAAGGUUCCAUGAGGGACAAGAAUAAGGAGGAAGAGCUGAGGAAGGGUGGUGAGGCCAAAUAUGCUCACCUGGCCAUGGAGCUGCAUGUUUUCAUUGAGGUGAUGGCACCCAUACCAGAAGCCUACAUGCGCAUGGCUCAUGCCAUGGAGGAGGUCAAGAAGUUCCUCAUCCCGGAACCCGGUGAGCAUGACCCGUACAUGGACCCUCACUUCCUGAAUGGAGCCCAGGAUGGUUCAGGCAGGGGGCGAGGGGGUCACCUAGGACGGGGAAGAGGUGGACCACCCGGUGCGGGACCAAGGGGGCGAGGGAUGCCACGUGGGGGCCCUCGGGGAGCCAUGCGUGGUGGUGGACCACGAGGAGGGUUAGGGCGGGGUAAUGGCCCAAGAGGUGCACCAUCUGGAAGGGGAGGACCGUCUUCUACUCCCAACAGAGGAGGCUCAGCUUCCCGCUCCAGACCCCCUGCAGCAGGGGCUCCAAGGAUGCUCCCCGCUGCUGCCAUGUCCCACCAGCAACACCAGGGUCCUGGUUCAGGAUCACAGCCCAAAGCUGAUGGCUAUGAGGACUAUCCUCCAUACGACGAGUCAUACGCAGAGCCUUCCUACGAGGGGUAUGAUAACUACUAUAAUCAGCAAGCGGCUCCUGUCGAUACUGAAUAUUAUGAUUACGGACACGGAGAGGCCCAGGAAACUUCAUAUGAGCCUUACGCUCAAGAUGACUGGGACAACUCAUGGAACAACUCCGGGGCUGGAGGCAAGGCCCCUCGUCCCGGGCAGUCGAAGGGGUCGUACAGAGAGCACCCAUAUGGAAGAUACUGAACGGCUACUGGUAGAGAGUUGCAAUGGCAACUGUCUCCGAUUGUAACUCGCUGAACUUUUCAAAAAAGUAAUUUCCGUCUCGUUUGUUCCCUUUUUUAUGGUUUAUUUUAUGUUUCUUUUUUUUUUUAAACUCGGUAGGGACGUUUUGUUGGAUGUAUCAUAGUGCCAGAGGAGAAAUAUGAAGACAAGGUUUUUUUCAUUGUUUACCUGUUUCCAUUUAAUGUUUGUUUCAGUUGCGUAGUUGGCAGGUCCUAGUGACAUAACCCUAAAAAAGGAACAAGAGUGAUAUUUUAGUGAUAUUUGGUGGUUAUUAUUUCAGUUAAUUGAACAAAAUGUGUUUGUGGCGAUUAAAUUCUUCUCACGUAGGCUGCAUUUUAAAAAAGUCCUUCAUGACUGGACACAAAUUAUUCCCAAUGCCUCAAUGUAACUUCACUAUAACUAGAAAAGUUUAAGUCGCAAACUCGUUUUGAUAAAAAAAAAAAAAAGUCUUAUCAUAUUUGUUCAUACUACAAUACAAAUCUAGUCUUGUGAAGUUAUAGUAAUAUCCUCAAAUACUAUUGAAAUCAAUUUGAGAAAAAUGCUUCUAUUUUUGCCACAAUUUCUAAUUGGUAUAUUAUAAUCUGUCCGGACUAUUGCUUGCAAAAUCAACGCUGAUCGACUAAUUCUUGUAAAGGAUCAACAGUCCUUACUGUGUGAGAGGAAGGCUGCAGCCAACUCAAUAUUUUGUACAUAACCUUAGGACAACUGUGUAUGCUUUAAGCCGUGCCGUCUCCAAAAUGCAUAAUGCUUGUGUACCUUUGGCUAAAUAGGAUACUAAAUAUAUCCCAAAAUGUUUUUCUGCAGUGCGUGUUUCAAUAAAGUUUCUAGUUUCUUUUUAAUCAA
This is a messenger RNA of Centropristis striata (black sea bass), 2303 nucleotides long. It is a transcript of the gene khdrbs1a, whose product is annotated as KH domain containing, RNA binding, signal transduction associated 1a. Bases 228 to 1421 code for a protein of 397 amino acids. The record is from RefSeq and is a predicted model, not a curated record. NCBI's taxonomy places the organism in Eukaryota, Metazoa, Chordata, Actinopteri, Perciformes, Serranidae. The transcript has 9 exons. Gene Ontology annotation, biological process: regulation of alternative mRNA splicing, via spliceosome. Gene Ontology annotation, molecular function: poly(A) binding; mRNA binding. Gene Ontology annotation, cellular component: nucleus.